Messenger RNA from Colletotrichum karsti, 2310 nucleotides. RefSeq lists its product as uncharacterized. Bases 1 to 2310 code for a protein of 769 amino acids. The transcript is spliced from 3 exons. Gene Ontology annotation, cellular component: nucleus; cyclin/CDK positive transcription elongation factor complex. Gene Ontology annotation, molecular function: ATP binding; cyclin binding; cyclin-dependent protein serine/threonine kinase activity. Gene Ontology annotation, biological process: protein phosphorylation; transcription elongation by RNA polymerase II; positive regulation of transcription elongation by RNA polymerase II. The record is from RefSeq and is a predicted model, not a curated record. NCBI's taxonomy places the organism in Eukaryota, Fungi, Ascomycota, Sordariomycetes, Glomerellales, Glomerellaceae.
AUGCCGGCCGCGUUCAACCAACAGUUCAGCGACCCGCGCCAGUUUUCCCAAUCCCCGCAGCCGACUCCAAAUUCCUAUAAUGCGUCCCCGAAUCAGUCGCCCUACGGGGCUGGCAGAGGCAACUGGGGUUCUCAGCAAUUUUCUCCGACGCACCAAUAUCCCCCUCAAUACCCACAAACCAAUUUUGGCCCCCCAACUGGUCCGCAAGGCUCCUACACUCCAAAUCAAUCAUUCUCACCGCCACCAUCCGCUCCUACCGGGCCCAUGCAGCAGUUUUCCCAGGGAAACUUCAGAGGCAAUUUUCGCGGUGGUGGAGCUGCUUUCCGAGGAGGCCAGUUCGGCUCCGGCCGAGGUGGCUAUCGGGGCAAUGGCUUCAAGAGUGCUCAAUGGACGAACAACAAUCAUCCGUCUGGUUCGCGUGGACAGUUCAGCCAAGCUGAGGAUGCCAAUUCACAGCAGUCCGCCACUCCGGCUCAAAGCAAUCAAUCGGAUGUCGGCGACAACGCCACAGAGAGCGAUAACCCAUUCCGUCCGUCGAAAGACUUGCAGGUCGAAGAUACCACCCCGUCUGAGAAGACAGCUGAGAGUGAUACUCAGCGAACCAACAGAGUACCGCCCGCCGGUCCGGCUGCUCAGUCGUCGUCGAAGUUCAGCUUUGCGUUUAAGGCAUCUGCAAAGCCCACUCCGACGGCGCCUAAGCCGGAGAUCUCUCAGAAGUUCAACGCUGCUCCCCAACGGCGCGAUGCUCCCCAGCAGAACGAUUCAAGGGAUCGCGACCGAGACCGAGACCGUGAUCGUGACCGCGAACGUGAUCGGGAUCGUGGCCACGACCGUGACCGCGACCGCGACCGAGGCAGAGAUCGUGAACGUGAUCGAGACCGUGAGCGAGACCGUGACCGCGACCGCGACCGCGAUCGGGAUAGAGAUCGGGAUCGAGACAGGGGCCGGGAGAAAGAAAAGGAGAAGGAGAAAGAGAAGAAGGCCAUCGACAAGGACAUACUGCGCAGUGCUCCAACCGAACCUGCGUCAGCCAGGGCACGACAGGACCGGCAUCAGCCCCCUCCCGGACCACGCCAGCCUGCUCCUCCGAGAACACGCAAGAUAAAGAAGACGAUGAAGCGGCUCAAGCCUGGACCAGUCUUGCCCGAAGACUUGAAGAAGUCAGACUCGGUUUACUUUCGCAAGCCUGGCAACGAAUCUGUGGUAGGUUCCGGUACGUACGGAAAAGUCUUCAAGGCGUUGCAUGUGUACACCAAGGGCCUGGUGGCUCUCAAGCGCAUCCGCAUGGAAGGUGAAAGAGACGGGUUCCCAGUCACGGCGGUCCGAGAGAUCAAGUUACUCCAGUCACUGAGGCACACCAACAUUGUUCAGUUGCAAGAAGUCAUGGUCGAGAAGAACGACUGCUUCAUGGUAUUUGAGUACCUCUCCCAUGACCUGACGGGUAUUCUGAAUCAUCCGACCUUCAAGUUGGACGCAGCUCAGAAGAAGCACAUGGCCAAGCAGCUUUUUGAUGGUCUCGACUACCUGCACAAGCGUGGCGUCCUCCACCGCGACAUCAAGGCUGCCAACAUUCUUGUCAGCAGCGACGGAAUCCUCAAACUGGCAGAUUUCGGUCUGGCUCGUUUUUAUGCAAAGAGGCACCAGCUGGAUUACACCAAUCGAGUUAUCACUAUCUGGUACCGUUCACCAGAACUACUACUCGGAGAGACACAGUACGGACCGGCUUGCGACGUCUGGAGCGCUGCUUGUGUCAUGGUGGAGAUCUUCACUCGCCAUGCCAUCUUUCCAGGCGACGGAAGCGAGAUCAACCAGCUGGACAAGAUUUAUGCCGUAAUGGGAACUCCAAACAAAGCUGAGUGGCCAGGUCUCGUCGACAUGGCCUGGUUCGAACUCCUGCGACCAGGCUACCGCAAAGCAAAUACUUUCGCCGAGAAGUAUCAGGAGAGACUGCCUCCUGCUGCUUACCGACUUCUGGCUGCCAUGUUCCGCUACGAUCCUGCGAAGAGGCCCUCCGCUGCGGAAGUUCUAGCCGACGAAUAUUUCACCUCCGAAGACCCUCCUCCUCGGCAGGCUGUGGAGCUUGCAACGCUAGACGGCGACUGGCACGAGUUCGAAUCGAAGGCCCUGCGACGCGAAAACGAGCGUAAGGAGAAGGAGGCUCGGCGAGCUGCAGCGGCAGCGUCGUCUGGAAAGGACAACAAAUCAAGAGAUCGAAAAAGAGAGAACGAGGCUCAUGACGAGCGUGGCGAAGCGAAGAGAGUACAACUUGAGGGCAAUGCUGCAGUCCCUGCGGAACGUCCGAAAGCCUAG